GGGAAGCUCCUACUCUGGACCAGCUGGACUGUGUGUGUCCCCCCCCCGGGGCGGAAGAGAGGAGGCGCAGGGUGACACGCUGGAAAGCUAUUUAUUUUCCCUUUUGCGCCGGGAGAGCAGCUGCUGCCGCUCCUCACCGCGUCCCCGCAGGAUGCCGUUCCAGCAGGGCUCUGCCCGGACGCGGCAGCGCACCGUCCUUCUGGUGGGUAUCGUGGUCCUGCUGGUCGCCCUCGUCCUUGCCGUCGUGCUGGCCUCUGUCCUGACUCACGGAAAGCAGGAGGUCAGCCCCAAAAUGAUGAAGUGGAAGGACAGAGGGACCACUAAGAAUCUGCAAGAAGUCAUCCUGGGAAGAUGCUACAGCUACAUCAUGGCGCGGUACCCUGAGCUGGGAGAUAAGGAUUGCCUAAAAAUAUGGGAGUCGUUAAAACAUGCAUUUGUUUACAAGAACCCCUGUAAUAUUACGUCAGAAGAUUAUCAGCCUUUACUGGAGUUAGCGAGUCACCCUAUCCCCUGUAACAAGUCACUGUUUUGGAGCAAGACAAAUGACCUCGCUCAUCGUUACACAAAAUCCAAUCAAAAUUUCCUUACCUUGGAGGACACCUUGUUGGGUUAUAUGGCUGAUAGGGUUUCAUGGUGUGGAGACCCCUCUGCCCCAGGAAUCAACUACGAAUCUUGUCCAAAACGAAGUGAAUGUGAGAGCAACCCUAGCUCUGUAUUCUGGAAAAUGGCAUCCAAGAUGUUUGCAGAAGCAGCAUGUGGUGUGGUUCAAGUGAUGCUCAACGGAUCGAUAGAAGCUGGAGCUUUCAGAAGCAGCAGCAUUUUUGGAAGUAUUGAGAUCUUUAACCUAAAUCCAGAUAAAGUCUCUGCAGUACGCAUUUGGCUUAUGCAUGACAUCGGGGGACCUCAAAGUGAAUCCUGCUCAGGUCAUUCCAUAAAGAGGUUAAAAAGCAUUUUAGAGGAGCGAAACUUUACGAUCACCUGUGAAGACAAUUACAGACCAGUUCAGCUCCUUCAGUGUGUGCAUAACCCUGACCACGCGGACUGCAGGCCCUGCACCAACACCACGGCAACUCCAUGAAACGCAGUGCUCCGCACUAUUGAAGACUUUCAUUACUUGCGUGUAAAGCUGGAAAAGAUGUGGCUACGUAGCUUAGAGUGACAAAUAGUCGCAUGGUGUGUACAGAGUCCAUAACCAGAAACCCUUGCUGUGACACUAGCAGCCAAGGAGCAGGAGAUGGUGUUUUAGGUGUGAGAACUGUACACACACCCCCCUUCAAACAUACCAUUCCAGAGGGACCCGGGAGCAUGUUCAGUGGUUGAAGGCAGACGCUUUGCCCUGGUGUCCCUCCUGUACAGCUCCCCUUGUGUCCAGAGGGUCAGGGCAGGGAUUCCCUGGGCCUGCACCGAGAAGAAAGGGACUUUGCAGCAGAGGCAGAGCUUGCUUGGAUCAGGGAUCACCUUCCUCCCCGCUGGAAGGCUGGAUGGGGAAUGAGCAGAGCGUGCUACGCUCUUCUUGCAUCCCAGUGUGGCAUCCCCCAGAGGGGAACAUUGCAGAGUGGCACAUGGUAUAAAUCAUGUUUCUCCCAGGACUGUGGCACCUCUGAGCAGGUAAAGCAAGAGAUGGAAGAGGCAGAGCAGGUGUUACCUUUUAAUGGGCAUCACAGUUAGUGGCUGGUGGGGAAAUGGCUGAGCUGAGCCAAGAAAAGACCAGGAACCGCUCAGAGGGUUGCCAGCAUCUGUAUGGACGUGUCAAGUGUGUAGCUGGGGAGGUAGAAUAGCAAGAUGGACUCACACACCCCCAUUAAAAUCCUACUGGAAACACCACUGCAGUUCAGAUUACAUUUAAUUCUUAAUAUAGAAAUAAGUGUAAGCCUUCCAACUUUCAUAAAAGGUCCCUCAGGCCACAACUUGGCCAUUCACUGGAAUAGAGACAAACGUCAAAAGGUUGCCACAGUAAGGAGUCUCUCUUGACCUCCAUUUCUGAGGUGAAAGGUGAUGCCUUUACACGUUUGUAAUUCACAAGCAUGGACAUGCCGUAGUACACAGAAGCAGCAGGUUUCACUGAUUUCCUUUGAUUUCCAUUUUGCCAGUCUCAUAUGCAUAUUCAAGUGCAGUGUUUAUAACAAAAUAAAGAUCUGAGGCCGCUUGUGGCCUCCGCUGUAGUUGCCUUUGUGCAGUGCCACUGACACCAGGAGAGCAGAGCUGGUUUUGCCGCAGAUAUACUCCUAGGUGUUGCAGUGCCAGCGUUAUCAGCAAGUGCCAAUUCAUUAGGCAGACCAAGGUUUCCAUGGCCCCACAGGCAGAAGGUUACAAUGCUGUAGGUUUUAGUAGUGACUACCCGGAGUACGAAGCAUCCUUAUGGAACUACACAAGCUGGUGUAAUUUCAAGCAUCUCCAGAUGAACCUUUGCUCUGUAACGCAGAGGCCUGCACUGAGCGUAGCUGGACCACACCCAGGACCUCACCCAUAAUGUUUACAUUAAGUGAAACGUGUUUUUAUUUGCACUUUGUUCUGUAAGUACCUAGCAGACACACGCCAAUAAUUUCAAAUAGGUUAUUUCUGACUAUAUGUCAAGGAUAUGUCUUCAUGCUCGCUUUUGUACCUCUUCUUUUGUAAUAUAAAAUGUUGGCUGUAAAAUCGAGAGCUAUAAUAAAAUUGCU
Molecule: messenger RNA, 2660 nt
Organism: Chroicocephalus ridibundus (black-headed gull)
Lineage: Eukaryota; Metazoa; Chordata; Aves; Charadriiformes; Laridae
Product: ADP-ribosyl cyclase/cyclic ADP-ribose hydrolase 1-like
Exons: 8
Coding region: 152-1078 (308 amino acids)
Biological process (GO): positive regulation of B cell proliferation
Cellular component (GO): plasma membrane
Molecular function (GO): phosphorus-oxygen lyase activity; NAD+ nucleosidase activity
Source: RefSeq, a predicted model, not a curated record